This is a messenger RNA of Rubroshorea leprosula, 755 nucleotides long. NCBI's taxonomy places the organism in Eukaryota, Viridiplantae, Streptophyta, Magnoliopsida, Malvales, Dipterocarpaceae. The record is from the annotation of a GenBank genome assembly.
UUGGGAGUGAUACACUGCUCUUCAUUUUAUGUGUUCUGCUCUUCAUCUUCUUCUCCCGAAAUUCUCUCCAUUUUCUUUGAUAAAAAAUACAACAGGAAGAAAAGCAAAAUCAACCAAGAGACUAGUCGCAGCACUUCCAGAUGACUCUGCCACCAAUUUUCACUAGCUGAGCUCAAAGCUGCUACUCACAACUUCCACGAAAGCUUGAGGCUUGGUGAAGGUGGAUCUAGCAUUGUAUACAAAGGGCUCAUAGAUAAUGGGGCUUUUGACUUUUGCUGUCAAACGCAUGAAACCAAAUAAUUUUGGUGGUGGACCUUGUCAAUUCCUAACUGAGGUGCAGUUGCUAAGCCAACUACACCACCAACAUCUUGUUUCUCUGAUUGGGUUUUGCUAUGAGGGAAAUGAAAGAAUCCUAGUGCAUGAAUACAUGAAGCAUGGGACCUUGCGUGAUUAUCUCCAAGGUCGGGGAUUUGAUCCACUCCCAUGGAAGCUGUUGAAGUUAGCAAAUAUCAGUUAUGUUUUUUAAUUUGUAACUGUUUUUUUUAGUUUUCUGCAGUUAAGGUCUAUGGUUUCUGGUAGUUUUCUUUUAUAAAACUGAUAUGUACGAGUUGCUUAUAUUUUUAGCAACUCUUAUGUCUUGAUAUAUUCAUCUGAAAUGAAAAGAGAGCUCCAUAUCAGAGAAGCUCUUGUUCUGAAAGUUUCUGGUUCUGCAGUUUCUGUUCUUUUACUAUGCUGAAAAAACUUACAAUUAGUAU